Messenger RNA from Eimeria tenella, 1740 nucleotides. Its product is annotated as zinc finger (CCCH type) protein, putative. The transcript is spliced from 9 exons. The coding region runs from base 1 to 1740 and encodes 579 amino acids. Gene Ontology annotation, molecular function: metal ion binding. The record is from RefSeq and is a predicted model, not a curated record. Lineage: Eukaryota; Apicomplexa; Conoidasida; Eucoccidiorida; Eimeriidae.
AUGGCAGCCCUGGGAGCAGGCCGGGAGGUCCAGCCAUCGCUGGCCUACCGCACAGUGCUCUGUAGAUAUUUCCAGAGCGGCUACUGCCCCGCUGGGGAAAGCUGCACUUUCAUUCACUCUUCAGAAGACAGCAUCACCCCGGCCACGCAGCAGUGCAAGAAUUUCCUAAUGGGCUCCUGCAAGAAUGGCAUUAAUUGCCCAUUUGCCCAUUCAACCCCUCACUCCUCUUCGAGCCAGCGGCAGCAGCAGCAGCGGCAGCAGCAGCAGCAACAGCAACAGCAACAGCAGCAGCAGCAGCAGCAGCAACAGCAACAGCAGCACCUGCAGCAGCAGCAGCCGCACCUUACCUACGGAAGCCGACCAAGCUCCGCUACGGGAGUGAACGUGGACUACAAAAUGGGAGGCGUUGGAGCGUAUUCGUCUUGGCUGCAACCAGGUGCGACGGUCGCCAGCCCUCACCACCGGCUGCAGCAGCAGCAGCUGCAGCAGCAGCAGUUGCAGCAGCAGCAGCUGCAGCACCAGCAGCUGCAGCACCAGCAACUGCAGCAGCAGCAGCUGCAUCAGCAGCAGCUGCAUCAGCAGCAGCUGCACCAGCAGCAGCAGCUGCAGCAGCAGCAUGUAGCCUAUGGGCACGUCAAUCCCUACGGGGAUUUAGACGGCUACGGGGCGCAGCAAGGAGCCCCACAGUAUUCAGUUGCUGCUGCUGCUGCUGCUGCUGCUGCUGCUCCUGCUGCAGCGUACGGUCAGCUGCCGUAUGCAGCAGCAACUGAUCCUGCUGCUGCUGCUUCAGAAGCAGCAAUGUAUCACCAGUCAAGAUACCUAGCAGCAGCACCAGCAGCAGCUCCGGUAACAGCAGCAGCAGCACCUUACGGCGGCUACCCGGGCCAUUCGCCCUAUGCAGCAGCAGCACCAGCAGCAGCAGCAGCAGGCCCUUAUGCAGCAGCAGCUGCUGCUGCUUACAACUCCCCACUGGCCCACCCCAAGGCCAAAACCAAAAUGUGCACUUUCUGGCCAGACAGAUGCAGAAAAGGAGACCAGUGCCCGUACAUACACGGCAGCGAUGACCCACUACACGUUGGGGGCCCCGCAGCGCGCAUGCAAGCAGCAGCAUAUGCGUCCAUGGCAGCAGCACACAACCAAGCAGCAGCAGCUUAUUACCCCCCUCCUCCUCUGCAUGCAAAACGCCCGCGGCCGCCGCCGACCGUCAUCGGCACAAAGUUCUGCAAAUUCUUUCUUGUUGGCCAGUGCACUCGGGGCGUAGAGUGUACAUUCUCUCACGACCAGCGGGUGAGGGAGAGAGAGGAGCAGCAGAAGAAGCACCAGGAAAUGCUGCAGCAGCAGGAGAAGCAGCAGCAGCAGCAGAAGCAGCAGCAGGAGAAGCAGCAACAGCAGCAGCAGCUGCCGCCUGCAAAACGGUCCCGCAUGGCGCCAGCCCUGAAUAAUGGUGCAGCGCAACAGCAGCAGCAACAGCAGCAACCACAGCAGCAGGAGCAGCAGGAGCAGCAGCAAGAGCAGCAAACGGCUGCAACGGAGCAGCAGGAUGCUGCGGGUUGGACGCAGCAGCAAGGGGAGGGGCAGCAGCAGCAAGAGCAGCAGCAGCAGCAAGAGCAGCCGCAGGAAGAGCUACAGGGAGGCGCAGCAGGCACACUGCUGCCUGAGGAGCAGCAGCAGCAAGAGCAGCAGCAGACGGAGCAGCAGCAGCAAGAAGGAGGUGCAGCAACUCAAGAAGCAGCAGCAUGA